AAUACAUCGUCGAAGUACAAUCAUGAUACGUUAGCUGUCCAGUUGGUGCUGAAAACCAAUUACGUUCUACAAUUUGAUAUCGAUUUGAUUACAGAUGAGGACAUUAUGUUAAACCCAAAGGUAACCAUUUGUGCGCAUGUCCUUUCUUAUCACAGCGACAGUGUAUAGACGUGCUGAUUGUUAUUGGAGUAAACAUUGCCGAACUCAGAGGACCAAACCACUUCAUGCAAGGUAAGGCUCUAGCUAGCAAUAGUCAUGCUAAGUUAUGCUCUCAUUUCAGUGUCUGGUUGGAGGAAAAAGUGUUGAUAUUUAGCGUACUCUGUGUUCUUUUUGUUUUCAGUCGCUUCAAUCACAUUUGUGAACAGACAAGAUUUACAUAGCUGA
Pocillopora meandrina is the source of this 384-nucleotide messenger RNA. Lineage: Eukaryota; Metazoa; Cnidaria; Anthozoa; Scleractinia; Pocilloporidae. The record is from the annotation of a GenBank genome assembly.